AUUUGCAGCCUUUCAAUUUGCAGCAGCCAUGGGCGCGGCGUUCGCAGUGGCGCGGCUUCUUUGCGCCCUUGGCGUGGUUACAGCCCAGCGAUGUCCUGACUGCAGGGCCCCAAUGCCGGCGUCCAGCGUGAUGGAAAGACAUCUGUGGAGGGAGGUCCAGAACAUCCUGGAUCGAACCUACGAUUGGAGAUACAGUGGCUAUUGCAUAGGUCUCGCCGAGGAUCAGGUCGUGAAAGAUGCCCAGGCCAAAGUCGCUGAAAACGAGACCAUUCUGCAGGCGCACACCUAUGGCGAGGUCACACCCAACGGGGUGCGGCAACUGGCAGAGUUCAUGGGUUUGACCGUGGCAUCGCCGGACGCCGUGAGUUUUUUGGACUUGGGAAGUGGAGUGGGCAAGAUGGUUCUGCAGAUGUACUUGGAGGUGCCCAGGGUGACGCGAUCUUUGGGCGUUGAGCUGCACCCGACACGAGCACAGCGGGGUCAGGAGGCCCUGGCCAUGUUGAAGCAGCUGGGUGACGUUCGGGAUCUGCGGCGUCAGAUGCUGCAGGGCGCUGUGCUGGCGCGACGGCCUCAGGCCCCCUUCGCUGCCAAGCUGCUUCGCAACAACCAUCUGGGCUUCAUCGACUUGCUGGAAGCCGAUAUGUUCGACUUGGAUUUGUCGCAGUUCACCCACAUCUUCCUGGCCUCCCUGACCUGGGGUACUGCGAUGAUCAAUCGCUUGGCUGUGAAGCUGGUGACGGAGGCAUCGCGACUGCAGGUGGUCGCCGCCUUGGCGCGCUUCGAGGGGCUCCAAGGCUUUGAGGAAGAGGAACAGCAUUUCCAGACGUCAUGGACAACAAAGAGUCCUACCGGGUCCAGAUUGUUUGUCUACACGCGAUCUGGCUGACCAGCUAGGGC
Messenger RNA from Cladocopium goreaui, 897 nucleotides. Lineage: Eukaryota; Dinophyceae; Suessiales; Symbiodiniaceae. The record is from the annotation of a GenBank genome assembly.